AUGGACUCAUUCUGGGAGUCGUUAAUAUUGUCUGGGAAAAGGAAAAAGAAAUCCAAAAAGAACAGAGGAAGCCCAAAAUGCAAAAAAAGCUCAACCAGGAAAGGGGACAAACUUACCCAGGAACGGAAGAAAAAGAAAAGCUCUAGAUUUAAAGAAGCAAUGAAAGAAAAUAAAGAAAAGAAAAAACAGAAGGAGGACAGGGAAAGCAGAUUAGCUUUUAAACCAGAUGACAGUUUUGUUGUGACACAAGGAAGUAAUGGACAAUCAAAAGCCGCCAUGAAGCAUGAAACGUUUCCUCCACUCAGCAGUGACAAGCUAAACUCUGAUCUACCGACUGGAAACUCUAAGAAGAAAGACAGAAAGAAAAGGAAGGUGGCAUUUGACUUGUCUUCAGGUCACAUCAGAGCAAAACACCCCGAACCUGUGUCUUUGACUCAGCAGUCUCCAAAAGAGAGCCUCCUCUCAAAGAAUAAAAGAGUGAGGGAGAGAGAGAGCUGUUCACAGGUCACAGUGACAGAGCACAGCCACGGUCAAACAUACAACAAUGAUUCUCAAUGCACCAGUGAUGAUAUUAACAGCCAGGACCUUUUUAUCACCCAGAAGAAAUUCAGAGUGCCAGCCUACGGUGAUGCCUCUGGUGAUGAAGCCAUUGAUAAAAUCAUUAAAACAGCUGUGGGACAGAUGGAGCAGUGUCAUGAAGAGGACACACAUUUCUUUGUGCAAGGCAGGGAGACCACUGAGCAUGCACAGGGCCCAGAUACAGUGCAGGGACUUCCCAAAGAAGAAAAAGAAGACAGGGAACUCAGGGGGGAGAGCUCUGUUUUUCAGUCACAGAUGUGGAUACAUACAAACCAUGCUGAAGGGAAAAAAGAACCAUGUCCUAUCUACACAAAGGCCAGAGUGGUCAGUCCCUGUCUUGAUGAGCCAGUUGUUGUCCCCUUGUCCCAAGUGGCCCCAAAGUUGGAGACUAAUCCCUUGUCUUCCACCCAACAGUCCUCAUUGUGUCUUCAGCCAUUAGCGCCUCCUAAAAUGACUAUGUCGAGCACUUCUACUCAGACAGAAAACUUCUUCACCACUGAACUCUCCUCUUUCUUCAAAUUUCGCCAAAGAAUUAGAGAAGCUGUACUCUUGGAGGACUUGGAACCUUUGGACCUGAGCCUGCAGAACAGGACCAGGAAAGAUCUGGGAACUUAUUUGUCAGUGGAGACAUCUUCUGUUUCAAGAGAGGCCAAAGAUUACAACCACAAAAACCUGCAUCCCUCUUGUUUGUCAGACAUGGAGGUUGUAGAGGUAAUGAAAGAGCCUACUGGUCAGUAUGUAUCUAUGAGUGCUCAAAGUGAAAGUGAAAGAGCUGUGACCUCCCUGUCAGAGUCGGACAAGUCUGCAGACACGACCACGUCCAGUGAGGAUGGUGAGCAGUCUUGUCGCAUUAGCAAGCAGGACCUGGCCCAGGUAACGUUUAAAGCGAAACUCACCCAUUCUUCACAACCGCCAAAUAUAUCAAAAUGGUAGUGUCUUGUACAAUGAAGAAUUAAGCAGCUCUGUAAACACAGUGUUCAAUUGCAGAAGUGUAUUGCAUUCACACAAAAAAAGCUUUGUUUUUCAGAGUAUUUUUUUUUAAUGUUCUGUUCUUCGGUCUAAAUUUUUUUUUGUGUUUUCAGAGUAAUUUUUUUUUCUAUCCUGUUUUCAGAUUUCUGAUUUUUUCCCCCUUGUUUUUCAGACUGAUUUUUCAGUUUUUCAGACUGUUUUUUGUUAAAUAAUUGUUUUGUUUUUCAGACUAAUUGUUUUCCCUAUUCUCUGGGAUGAUGAUCAUUUAAAAACAGAUGCUUUCAUUCCCCUCUGCUUGAUUUAUUGGAAGCAAACAUGGCCCACUCCUUUCUUUAAGUCAGAUAGAUGGAAUCAUCAUACGUUUUUCUACUUUGCGCAGGCACCUCAGGAUUUGCAUACCCCAUGCUUAACUAAUAACAUGCUUUACUCUCAUUGACCCCGUAGUUGAAGUUAUCUAGGAGCUGGAAAAUCUGCUGAUUUGGAGCAGCUGUGGUGGUUAAUGGUAUCUGAUUGUAUGAGAUUCAUUCAGGAUUUCGAAGUAUCUCGUUUAGUCAGGAAAAAAAAAUAGUAAGAAAAACAGAAAGAUGAAAAUAUAUAUAAAUAUAAAAAAACAAAAAUUUGUCUGAAGAACAGAAAAAGGGGAAAAAAUGAGUACAAAAAAACAGAAAGAAGAAAAAAAAUUGUCAGAAAAACAGCCAAAAAAAAAAAAAAGUUUCCUUUUUUUGUAAGUGAAUGCAAUACGCUUCUGUAUUCAAUCAACUCUCUGUCAUCAUAAGCUUGUGGAGGACUGUAGAAAACUACUUUUAGUUUUUUCAAAGAAAAGAACCUUGUAAUUGUUAUAUACAUAAUACAAACUGGAAAUAUAUCAGCAGAAAUUUAGAAUAAGACAAAGACUAUGUCUCCAGACCAUUUUCACUGAACUACAGAGGAAGAAAACUGAAGUUGAAUAAACUUAUAAGAUUCAAGUCAUACACUCUGAUAAAAUAUUAGCACAGUAAUGACAUUCUUCAAUGAAUAAAAAGCUGCACCUUGAAUUUGAAUUAAAACACUCUACAAGGUUUUUAUGUCAAACAUGAAGAUUUUGUCUUUGGCUGUUUUAUGUGUAUCUUUGUCCUUUAUGGCUGCUUGCACCAAAGAUUGAUGACUCUUGAAAAUAUUGACACAGCAAGAUGUAAUUAAAUAUGAAUUAUUGUAUGCAGGAGGUUUAUAUUUCCCAUUUAUGGAAGUUUGUAUAUGUACAGAAACAUACAACACUAUGUUGGUGGCUGGCAAAUGACUACCUGAAUCCAAAAGCGCAACAUUAUUUUACUUUCACAUGGAUUGCAGGCCUGUAGUUUCUUUUCUAAUUUCUAGUUUCUUAUUUAUUGGACCCCAACAGGUAGCAGUCUGACAGAAAGGAUGUUCGUAUGUCCUACAGUACAUUAAUAAUCUUGUGAAAAACUAAAGCUUUAAAAUAAACAAAAAUUGAUGUUCAGUAUGUUCAACUCUAAGACUCAUGUUUUUAUUAUAUACUGUAUAUCAUGUUUAUAUUUUAUCAUUUAAACUGUUGUUUAUUCUGAGCAGUGAUUUUUUUUGUAGUAAGAACAAAAAGCAAACAGGAUACCUCUUUAAUUCAUUUCAAUGUGUUGUAACAAAAUGUCUUUUUGUCUUCAGGUUAGAGCAGUCCAGAUGAGACUCAACGAGUCCUUCUUUUUCAAGACAAAGGGCGAGGGGUGCUCACCAAGACCAGCGUCUCCACUAAUGAAACUUGCUCAGAGCAGGAAAGAGGUGAAAAGCAAGAGGAGUCGCUGA
Xyrichtys novacula (pearly razorfish) is the source of this 3339-nucleotide messenger RNA. The record is from the annotation of a GenBank genome assembly. Lineage: Eukaryota; Metazoa; Chordata; Actinopteri; Labriformes; Labridae.